UAUUAUUUUAUCUUAUCUCAUCAAAAAUCUUCGUUUGUUGUAUUCUUCCGACCAGAUAACAUGCAUUUAGCCUCAAACGAUAUUAGAAAUCUUUAAUAGAUCUACGUUCGGAGGAAUCCCACGUGACACACAGCUUCCAUCCACGACACAAGGUUUGUUUACCUUAGCAACCAUGGCUGAAGUGGAAGAAAUACUUAGUGAAGCAGAGAAAAGACAUAUCGUCAAACUUAUCGCGGAUUUAAGACGCUCCAAUGCGGUUCUACGGGCAGAGACGGACAUGUACGAACGGUACAUCAACCGUAUCGACCCCAGAGACAUGAUCCUUCAGCCGCCGUCUGAGAGCCAGGGUGCCACGCAGCCCGAAGCUGGAACAAGCCGGAGGAAGUCCAAGGCCAAGACCGCAGCUGUAGACUGUAAGCCGCAACUGACCCCGGAGCAAAAAUGUGAUAUAGCGCAUAGAGAGCUGGACGAGACCCGAGAGGACCUGGAGAAACUGAAAGAGAGCACUGAAAGAGUCCUUCACAAUUACAAGGCUACUUUGGAGGAGGCUGACAUCAGGCUGGUGGAAUUGAAGAAGGCCAGUUAUGAGUUUGACCGGGAUGUGGCCAAGGUGCUGAAGGAGAAGAGAGGGGUGAUAGUGGCGGCGGAGAAGAUUGUCAGAUACAUGGAGGAUAGGAUGAGGGCCAAGGACACGCUGAUGGAGAAGCUGCGCCUCAGAAGCGCCGCGCUGCAGGUGCAGAAGAGGAAGCUGCAGCUGCAGCUGCGGCAGAAGGAGGAGAUGGGCGAGGCCCUCCUCGAGGUGGACUUCAAGCAGCUGAAGAUCGAGAACAGCCAGUACCUGGAGCGCAUCGACGAGCGCAACGCAGACCUCCUCCGACUCAAACUGCAGGCAGGGAACACCCUGCAGGUCCUCAACUCCUACAAGAAGAAGCUGCAGAUCAUGACGUGCGAGUCCAUGUUGCUGAGCAGUGACAUCACCUCCAGGAAGGACAUGCUGGUGAAGAUAGAGGAGGAGGCCCUACAGGCCGAGGAGGUGACACACACACACACACACACACACAUUCCUAGAUCCAUGGAAGACUGGUUCCAUAAAGAACACAUCUAUCAUACCUCAGGGGUUGAACAUGUGCCGAUCAGGAAGCUGCAGGAGCGCUUGAAAGCCGAGACUCUGAACAGGAAGUUGCGUGGCCAGCUGGCGGACUACCGGGUUCCUCAUGUGCUGCAGUACAUCACGGCCAAGGACUCCCACAGCCAGCUGGAGCAGAGUGUACGCACCUGGGAGAGGAAGGUGGAGAUCUCUGAGAUGGCUCUGAAGACUCACACCAAGGCCUGGAAUAAAGUUAGGGCCUCCGUUGGGGCGGGGCCAGGACCAGGGCCAAUAACAAGUGCAGUGGCCAGGCUUGGGCCAAUCACAGGACCCGUGGCUGAGCCCAGGCCAACCAGAAGGCCCGGGGGAGGAGCGGUGGUGGGUUGGUGAGCAGUCCUACCUGUGGAUCCACUCUCCGAUACCAUCUCCCAACCUCUCAAGCCUUUUAUAAACCCCUAAGACAUACAUCUGGGUAUGGUGGAGUUGGUGCGCACGCAUGAUUGCAUUGAGACAACGGAUGGAGAUGUAUAUGGAUGGCUAUCCUUGCUUAUUCAACUUAAUGAUCCUGCAAUAAACCCAAAAAGUCCACCAGAUUUCCUUUAUAAAUGAAAAAAGUUUAUUUGUUAGUGCUGUGUGUAUUGAAUGCUACAUACAGACAGAUAUCUUAGCAUGAAUGUACACAAACUGUACGUUGCCACGUAAAAUGGUUCUUUUUUUUCCUUUUCUUCUUUUGACUACAUCAUUCACAUACUACAAUUUGAAAAAGCUAUAAGAGGAUUGCGUGCCGUCUGACGCACAAACACCAGGGACAGAUAACAGAAGCUAACACAGCGGGCAUGCAGGGGAAGGAGACGCCAGGGACCGUGGGAAACGUCAACACGCUAAUCUCCGUACGCCGCCCCGGGUCCUAAAGACCCCUCCAUCACUCUUGAGUCAUCCCCUUUGAAUCUCGAAGGCCCUGUCAUCUCCUUCCAAGAAUAUAGAUAUUCAUAUAGAUUUUAAAGAAUAUUAAUACAAAAUGAAUAUAAACACAAAACUUGAAAACAUAAAAACAUAUACAGUACUUUUUUUUUCUUUUUUUCUCUAUUCCAAAAUUCAAUCCCCAACUGCUCCUGAUGUCGUUUAAUGCCAGAUGAAGGAAAUCAACACAAUGAACAAAUGGAACAGGUGACAGGGAGGCCAGCUCAGGCACAGUGGCAGUGGAUAGAAAUACACUCGGUACAAUACACAUGGUACAGUACCAGGAGCACACUGGACCCAGUACACACGGGACAGUACCAGGAACACACAUGGUCCAAUACCAGGAACACACAUAGUCCAGCACACAUGGUACGAUACCAGCAGCAGGCCAGACAACACAGACUCUGGAGCGGCUGGGGGCUUCAGCGUCCCCCUGACCCCAGUUAAAAGGCCGAGCAGACGUCAGACUGAAUCCCAGUCUUCUAUGAAAACAUACUCCGAGCUACCCUGUCCUCUGGGUGUACAACACUUAUCAAUACUGCACUCAACGGAUCCUCCCUUUGAAAUGCUUCAAUCACUGAAGAACAACACACAACCACGUGAACAGCCCGCCCAUCCCGCCUCCCCCCUCCCUCCCCCCCCCACACGACUGGACCUGCCCAUCUGAGCGAGCUCUACCUCAGAACAGGGUCGACUCAAUCUUAUGGUUGGAAA
Molecule: messenger RNA, 2761 nt
Organism: Hypomesus transpacificus
Lineage: Eukaryota; Metazoa; Chordata; Actinopteri; Osmeriformes; Osmeridae
Gene: cfap263
Product: coiled-coil domain containing 113
Exons: 8
Coding region: 173-1477 (434 amino acids)
Biological process (GO): cilium assembly
Cellular component (GO): axoneme; ciliary basal body
Source: RefSeq, a predicted model, not a curated record